This is a messenger RNA of Xenia sp. Carnegie-2017, 2982 nucleotides long. RefSeq lists its product as uncharacterized. The transcript has 6 exons. Bases 720 to 1553 code for a protein of 277 amino acids. The record is from RefSeq and is a predicted model, not a curated record. NCBI's taxonomy places the organism in Eukaryota, Metazoa, Cnidaria, Anthozoa, Malacalcyonacea, Xeniidae.
AAAAGCGAAUUUUCUCAGAGCUACUCUCAGACAAAAGGAUUUCAUUGGACGAUGAUCUGCGCAAUUCAUUUUGCAGUCGGAAUUUCAUCAAGCAAAUGAAAUGGCAAGAGCUUUGCAGCUAAAAAGGACAGAUGUACAACGUGUAAAUAGCACUUGGAGAACAGUAAUGGUAUUAGGUUGCUGGCACAGAAUUGAGCAGUAUGGCAGAAGCAAGCAGUUUUUUUCCUAUUUCAGCUACAUUAUAAACUACAAAGAGAAGCGUUUGACUGAGGGCUCAAAUUGAAUGUGAAACGCCCUGAUGCUUUAUUACUGGAAAUAAUCUCAACUUGCCGAGAGCAGGCACGCCUUCAACUCUCACGUGUGUCAAUUUUUUAAGGCUGUCAUUGUGAGGAGCAACACAGUUUUUUCAUCUUAUUUGAACCAGUUACUUCUACGCGUAUCUGCCCUCAUGCAGGUGCAUUAGGAAUGGCCUUCUCCUGCACGUACUCAGUUGAACGUUAUUUGCAUACGACACCGUUUCGCUCUUGGUUACCAAACAUAGAAACACCUGCUUGGUUACAUUUCCUUCAUGCUAAAUACGCUCUUAAAUUAAACAGUGAUUCAGAGCGUGCGUCAAUUCGAUCUCUCACAACAGAAGGAGUUGCUGACUACUAUAUAUCACUCGCACGUCAUUUUUCAAUUUUAAUUUCACUUUGAGAAGUGUUGGCGUCUCAUAAAAUAUGUUCGCUCAUCGUGUGAAAAAUUCACCGAAAGCUCGAAUGCUUUUGAGCAUUUUCAGCUGCACAAAGUUGACAAUAUCGACUGUUAUCCUGAUCUCGGGCAGUCUUGCUUUGUACUUAGAUCAUUUUCGCCAUAUUUCUCGUCUACAACAGAAACUAGAGACCGAAUACGACUUCAGUCACUACUGGCUGAGCGCUUCGUAUAUUUGUUCGUCCAUCAUGACGCUGUUUGCCGCAUUCGGACAGUAUAGAAGAAGAUUCACAUUCACGACAACAAUAUUCCUUGUGGUAUCAAUGGCUUUGUCGCUGUUUGCAAUGGUUCUCGACGGACCCGAUUGGAUCGAAUGGAAAGAUAUGACGAGAAGGAUGAAUUACUGGGAUAAAAAGGAUGGCUACGUCUGUUCGUCGGCAAAUGACUCGUGCGUUUGUUACGUAAAAGACGGGAUGACAGAUAAAAAGACGAUUUCUUCAGCGGUGGACUGUGGUGAUGUUGCAUAUUUGGCCGCCAUUUUUGGUGUCAUUGUGGGGGGAGCUGUCUUGGGAUUUUGCCUCUGCUUGGCAAGUUUACUGGUUAUGGUCAAUUCGGUUUCUUGGAAAAAUCCUUGGAAGGAAUUUGCUUCGUACACAGCCUCGUACGAGAAUAGUAUUUUCGGCAACUCAUCGCACGAUAUCAUGGAACUGUACCGCGAACAACCCACGAGACGCGCAACUCCUGCUUACAGUGCUGCAUCAACCGUAUCACGACGCGACAAGGAAUACAUACCGUCCUGGUCGCUGUAUAGCUCUACAACCGACAACACGAGUUCUUCACCUUGUCCAAACAAUCCGAGCUAAUCCGAGCUGAUACGAGCUUCAAAAUCAUUUGUACAUAUGGUUGUAAACAGAACAGAAAUCGACAAAAAUCAUCGCAAAAGCCAUUCUUAUGCACUAAAGACCAUUUUGAUUACCUCGACGCUGUUCGUCCUAGUAUUAAUGGACGCUUUACUUCGAGAGGGAGAGAACAUUUCGUUUUUCGAAAUAAAAACAUUUUCGUUAUUAGAAAAUGUGACAAAAAAAUGCAAGUUUUCUAGGUACGAUGAGUCAGUGGCGUGCCCCCAGCUGUUAAUUUUUAGUGGGCGAUGGAAUGAAAAAGGGCCGUCAAAUUUUGAAUUUGUGUUGGAGAUACGCAUUUGCAAUUAUACAGUUAGUGUUACUUAACUCCCCAAAAUCCAGGAAAUAUUUGUACAAUCUUCCAUCACAUUUUGUUUGAACUAAUGCGAGAGGACGAGAGCAUUGCUGCAUCGACGAACAUGAGAAAAUUUGGGCCUCCAUCGGGACAUCAGCAAAUUGUAAUAUUUUAUUUCAGUGCUCUGUAGAGAUUCUACGCUGAUACUUUGACGAUAAAACGUUUAAUUAUAAUGAUAAAAAACUAUCGUGGACCAGUGAAAAGUGUUACGUGCGAUUUCAUUCAUUAAACAUUGCGCUUUCUCUGCUCAGCUGGUUGUAAAAUCCUGUUACUGUAACGAAGUACAGGAAGUGCCGUAGCCAGCUCCAUCUUCGAUGGGGGGAUUAUCGAAGCCAGCUACAGAACUGGGAGUAGCAAUACAUGGAUCAAAAUGUCGUGUUUCUUCACUCGUUUUGAGAAAGGAACAGUUUAUAUUACUGACCUGAGCAAAAUGCUAACUUAGUAUGAUUAUAUUGCAGUGGUGGAAGGGGAGGGUCAACUUCCCCCAGGUGCCGUAACACAGAGGUCACUGUCAGAUAUCCCAAAGCAAAACAUUCAACACACAGUAAAUUGAACUAAAUAUAAAACUGGAAUGCUACCUUUCAGCACACAGUGCGUUGAACUAAAUAUAUAACUGGAACGCUACCUUCAGCUAAACAUGCGCGUACUUGCAUGAAGCCAAACUUUACCUCCGGACACGCGUGUCUUCGGGUCGAAUCCCGCAUAUUAGCCUACGGUCGUAAAUGAACUUUUUUGGGGGCCGAGCGUGGAAAAAUUGGGACUAUUUAAAUUGAUGGUUUCAAAUUUUAGCGGGAGGUGGUACCUUCCAGUUAUAUUCAGUAAGCUAGGGUUGUGCAAAGAGUCUAUUAAUCGCGGGUGAUUGGAUCUGCAGUUUAAUGCACAUGCGCUACUUCUGGCAAUUGUUUUUGUGCGUUCCAAAAUUGCUCUUGCCUCAAGACGGUAAGAACCUCUCGCGCGCCAACACUGUUAUUAUGACUAAAAGUUUCAAACAAACCAAUAUAUUUCAUUUCGUAAGCAAUAAAUAUUAAACCGUCUUUC